Molecule: messenger RNA, 1320 nt
Organism: Sardina pilchardus (European sardine)
Lineage: Eukaryota; Metazoa; Chordata; Actinopteri; Clupeiformes; Clupeidae
Gene: kcnk15
Product: potassium channel, subfamily K, member 15
Exons: 2
Coding region: 1-1320 (439 amino acids)
Biological process (GO): potassium ion transmembrane transport; stabilization of membrane potential
Cellular component (GO): plasma membrane
Molecular function (GO): outward rectifier potassium channel activity; potassium ion leak channel activity
Source: RefSeq, a predicted model, not a curated record
AUGAAGAAGCAGAACGUUCGGACCCUGUCUUUGAUCCUGUGCAUGUUCUCUUACCUGCUCGUGGGGGCUGCGGUGUUCGACGCGCUGGAGUCCGAGUCGGAGAGCUCCAGGAAGCGUAUCUUGGAACAGAAACGCAGCGAAAUGAAGAGGAAGUAUCGCUUUUCCGAGGAUGACUACCGGGAGAUUGAACGAGUGGUUCUGCAGGCUGAGCCUCACCGCGCAGGCAGGCAGUGGAAAUUUGCUGGAUCCUUUUAUUUUGCUAUAACCGUGAUCACAACCAUAGGUUACGGCCACGCGGCCCCGGGCACCGACGCGGGGAAGGUCUUCUGCAUGUUCUACGCCGUGCUGGGCAUCCCGCUCACCCUGGUGAUGUUCCAGAGCCUGGGCGAGCGCAUGAACACCUUCGUGCGCUACCUGCUGAGCCGGCUCAAGCGCUGCCUGGGCCUGCGCCGCACCGAGGUCUCCAUGGAGAACAUGGUGUUCGUGGGCUUCCUGUCGUGCCUGGGCACGCUGUGUUUCGGCGCCGCCGCCUUCUCCUACUUCGAGGGCUGGACCUUCUUCCACGCCUACUACUACUGCUUCAUCACGCUGACCACCAUCGGCUUCGGCGACUUCGUGGCGCUGCAGAAGAAGGGCGACCUGCAGGAGAAGACGCCCUACGUGGCCUUCAGCUUCAUGUACAUCCUGGUGGGGCUGACGGUCAUCGGGGCCUUCCUCAACCUGGUGGUGCUGCGCUUCCUCACCAUGAACACCGAGGACGAGCGCCGCGACGCCAGGGAGCGCGCCUCCCUCAAGAGGGGCCGCCAGGGGGACAUGGGCCCCCCCGCGGGGAGCGGAGGCGGAGGAGGAGGAGGCGGCAGCCGGGACGGACACGCCGCCCGCAGCCACAGCACCCUCUUCCUGCCCAUGGAGGAGGGCACCAGCCGGAUCAACCUCAUCCCCUCUCCGGCCGAGGAGCAGGACGACGCCGAGCACGUCCAGCGCCUCCACCUGUACCACCACCACCACCACCUCCACCACCACCACACGCCAUCGCGGCCCCCGCCGUUGACUCUCCCGCGGGCCCGGAGUCGCUCAGGCCUGGGCUCCCUCUGCUCCUGCCUGUGCUACAAGCUGGGGGCGUGCGACAGCCCCCUGCCCUCGCCGCACGAGCACACGGGGGGACACAUCAACUCUGUCUAUUACAACUCCAUCUCCUACAGGAUCCAGAGUGGGACCCCCAGCCCCAGGGACAACACGGGGCUCUCUUCCCCAGGUAGUACUCUCUCCCCCGCCCACAGCUUCAGGGAGUACCCCCGCUCACGCAGGAAGUCCGUAUAG